GAACUGAGAUCUGUAUAGAAGGCAGCUGGGCAACCAAUACAGAAUUGCAGCUCAUCGCAAGGGCCAUAGGUGCACCACAAGGACUACAGAUUACAGGUCAUUUUGCUGGGAAAUAUCUCACAGAGGGAUCAUGAAGCUGCUUCUUAUUGGAUUAUAUUUCUCUUGUGUUUUACUUGGCACGUUCAUUGAUGCCAGACCAGUGUAUGAAGAGGAAGAUCCAUACUUGGACGCCCCUGCUCAUCCUUACUGGCCCUUCUCCACUUCAGAUUUCUGGCUGUAUGUGGAGCAUUUCCGCUCCCUGGGCGCAUACGACAAGAUAAAUGAUAUGGCUCGUACCUUCUUUGCUCACUACCCUAUUGGGGAUACUCUUGGAUACACUAGCAAAAACCAUGAUGAAUAGAUGCAUGUUAUUUGCCAUGCUUAUACACACAUACCUUAAUGUAUAUACAGAGUAUACAAAUGACAUGGCUGGGAAAUGAGCUCACCUACAGGCCUAACAUUCAUCAGCCUUCUUAUCCUGAGCAAAUUAGCUGGUUCCAAAGUUAAGGGCUAAGCGUCCUAUUUUAUACAUAUUUGUUUGCUUUUACCCUCCAGAAUAAAAAUUAUAUAUUUUUUAAUAUGCAAAGACCUGUUAGAGUAAAAGCAUUGUAGCCGUGUGUUUUAUAACAAUAAAAAUGCUUUGGAAAGAAA
Molecule: messenger RNA, 690 nt
Organism: Xenopus laevis (African clawed frog)
Lineage: Eukaryota; Metazoa; Chordata; Amphibia; Anura; Pipidae
Gene: otos.L
Product: otospiralin L homeolog
Exons: 4
Coding region: 131-400 (89 amino acids)
Biological process (GO): sensory perception of sound
Source: RefSeq, marked provisional